Molecule: messenger RNA, 2464 nt
Organism: Ilyonectria robusta
Lineage: Eukaryota; Fungi; Ascomycota; Sordariomycetes; Hypocreales; Nectriaceae
Exons: 3
Coding region: 476-2464 (662 amino acids)
Source: RefSeq, a predicted model, not a curated record
CACUUAUAAAUCCACGUAUAUAUACCCAUUCCACUCCGGUCGAAUAUAUACUACAUCCACUACGUAAUUGCUAAAAAAUCGUACAUCCACUCUACUUAGUCCCAAAGUGGAGUGGAUGUAGUGGUUCCGACCCUUGGCCACGGGUACGACGGAUAGCUGUCUCGCGCCAGCCAUUCCGUUGGGGAACUGGAGAGUGGACGGCCGGGCGAUUCGUAUGUCGAGCCUUCGCCUUCUGGGCGUCCCAUCCGGCAGGGGUUGAGCGCCAUGGUGUCAACUAGGUACUACAUUUCACUCUGCGACGCCGAACCAACCACCACCUGAAGGCCGGCCAAGGGCAGUGACUCGGCGGCGGAGUUUCCCGCGAGAAAUAUCGCUAUCCUUCCUGCCGGAGGCUAUAUGAACGCCCGGCGAGGCGUACCAUGCUGUCCUCUCUGAUAACAUUCCUCUCCCCUGUCCUUCCCGUCGCCUCCUCGCCAUGACCGCCAUCGCCACCGGACUGUGGUGGGACCACUCGCGGCCGGCCAUCCAGGCCGCGACUCUGACCCUGCCCGCGGAUCUCGGCAACGUCCUGCUCGGGGGCCUCACCUUGCUAGUGACCGUCGCCGGCGCCAGCUUCUGGAACAUCGCCGCCUUCGUACUCCACGGCCUGCGCGUGCGGGAGGGCGGCAGACCCGUCAGCGUUUUGUCUCUGCAGCACCGGGUCGCCCUGCGCAACUCGUCCGGCCCUGUCGGCACGGCGUGGGAGGCCGUCAAGAUGUAUCUGGCUUGGCACAACCUGCGGCCGCCCCGGCUUUUGGUCCGGACCCUGGCCGUGGUGGUCCCGGCGCUGAUCAUCCAGGCGGGCUUCGCAGCGGCGGCCGUGCUCGUCUCGCGGGUGGCCAGCCGGGCGAAUGGGUUUGUCGUCGCGAGGGUGCGGCCCGAGAACUGCGGCUUUUGGCACUUCAACGCGAGUGACAUUGACGGCAUGACGGCGGGAUGGAUCAAGAUGGCCAACGACACGAUCUUGGCGCGGACGUAUGUUAGCAACUACUACGCCAACACGACGACCUCGUCGAUGGCAAGGUCGAUCUUUGUCCAGCGCACGCUGCCGUACACCACCAACCCGGCGGCGCCGUGCCCUAUACCGGCGGCCGAGAGGUGCACCCUGGGUCCCAACGCGGCCUUUAGAAUGACGACGGCGAUACUGGACAGUCAAGAGAUGCUGGGGAUAAACGCCCGGGCGCAGGACCGCGUCAGCGUGCAAAUCAGCGCGACAUGCUCGCCGGUGAACCUCCGGGGCCUGUGCCGGACCACCGACAGACACUUGGUAGUCACCUUUGGGGGGUUGGCCAGCGCCGAGGACAAUGUCACGUAUCUCUACUACCGCGCGACGCCACGCACGAACGUCGGCUACAUGUUGGUACCUCGGGUCGCAUACGCCGGGGAGUCGCGUGGCUGGAAUCCGAUCCCCGAAUUCAACCGGACCGACGCCGACGUGAGCGUCUUCUUUCUCAGCCAGAACGCCGUCGCGUACCUGGAACCCGUGUACGACCCCUUCUUCUCCGCCCACAGCACCUACAAUGACGCCUCGUCCGGGCAGACCCUCGCCCGGCCCGACGUCAGCGUCAACGCCAUGAUCUGCACCGAGCAGUACGUCGUGUGCAACCCGUCGACGUCGUCGUGCACUCCCCCAGGCGGCUGGUAUCAUCUGAGCGACGCCGUCUUCGCCAAGAAUACGCCGGGCUUCAACACGGCGCAGCGCAACACCGCCGGGCGUAUUGUCACGGCAUUGGCCCAGUCCGACAUAUACACUAGCGUCGCGGGCGUCGGCGCGGGCGCGCUGUGGGCCAACAACGUCGCCGCCAUGAACAUCUCUCCCGGGCUGCCGAGCAAUCAGUGGCAAAUAGAGGUACAGGGCUGGUUCCAGACGAGCCUCGCCAAGUUGCAGGCCUACAUGGUCGAAUAUGCGUCAAACACGGCGGGGCUGGGCCCAUUUGGGAGGAUCGAUUUGCAAUACGGCAAUCGGAUGAACGUUAGCGACAGCGAGGGUGACGCAGCCCUGCGGGCACAGUGCGAGAACCAGCUGGUACGCACGACUGGCGACGUGACGAACUUUAGUUUUUGGGGCGUCAUGAUCAUCGCGUGUAUCAGCGCGUUUCUGGUGGCGCUGGACUUCGCGCUGGGGAGGAUUAUGAAUUUAUUGACUCGGUACCUGCGGUUCGGAUCGGCGGCCGAGACGGCUCGACAGGCGGAUGGCAAUCUGCACCUUCUGAGGAGGGCGUUGGGGAGUCCCGACGAGGAUGGCGUCCAGUUUCUCCAGGGCUUUAAAGCAUUGCACGUUAUGCCUCAUCGCCAGCAACCUGGUAGUGGGGGCCACUUCGGUCAUGCGAAACUUGGGACGGAUCUAGGAUCGAUCAUGACCACGCGAGUUGAGAAGGCAGAUUCGACUAUUACGUUAUUUAUAUCCAGGAAGUUAAUCUUCUAG